Messenger RNA from Symsagittifera roscoffensis, 8624 nucleotides. RefSeq lists its product as uncharacterized. The record is from RefSeq and is a predicted model, not a curated record. Gene Ontology annotation, biological process: protein localization to ciliary inversin compartment. The transcript has a single exon. Gene Ontology annotation, molecular function: NAD+ poly-ADP-ribosyltransferase activity; protein binding. NCBI's taxonomy places the organism in Eukaryota, Metazoa, Xenacoelomorpha, Acoela, Convolutidae. Bases 899 to 8305 code for a protein of 2468 amino acids. Gene Ontology annotation, cellular component: ciliary inversin compartment.
AGUUUUAGAUUGAAAAUUUUCCUGGUUUUGUCUGCAUAGUUACCGCUCCGUUAUUUUUUAUGCUAAUUUAAUGCUGGUUGCUGUGUUCACCCACAGGUUUUCAUCAGAAUUUCGGGUGUUGUUGUUCGGCGUUUUUUCAAUUUUCGCAAUUUCGUAGCUUUAUGUAUCGCAAGUGGGCGAAGCUCAGCUUCGCCUCUGUGUAAAAAUUUAAAACGUAAUUUUUGAUAAAAGUUUUGGGAAGAAGAACACUGCCCUGCGGUACGAUUUUGGUAACAACGACACCAGGCUCAGAUAGUGUGUCAUCGGUUGUAACUCGUUGCGCUCUUCAUUAAAAGUAAGAACUCAUCUGACUAAAAAUUUCUACAUAUUUUCAAUGUUUCUCAGAAACAGUGUCAAAAGAUUUAUGAAAGUCAAAUUAAACAAUUGAAUUGGCUAUGCUUGCAUCAUGAUCAAAACAAAGUGAGUCUAGGUUCAUAAAAAUUGCUUGUUGAACGUCUCGUUAAAUCAAAGGUAGUUUUAAAAAAAAGUUUUCAUUUAAGCCGUGAAAAGUAUAGUUUAAAGUAUAGUUUUCGUUUUUCCUCUCAUUACACCACCCUUAAAAACGGCGCAAAUUAGAAAAAAUAUAUAUUUUUUAAAGGUUUUUACGGAUGUGUCCGGAGUUAUCUCUACAACUUGUCCGGCAACCAGCUACUCUUAAUUAAACAAGAACCUCGUAAUUAGUGUGUUAUAGUUGAGUUUAAAUUUUUCCAAUCCAAAUUUCCUGUUGACCUCAUUUUUUCUGCCGGCCGAUUCUUCUUCCUAGGAUGGAAAUUGUCUCUUUAUGCAUUUUUUAUCUUACUUCUAGCAUUUGUAAUUGUUUUCAGAAUCUGCAAUGUAAUUGAAAAACGGCGUUACAAUAAUGACUGAUUCGGGUGAUUGCAACGGAUCAGCUGCCAAUUCUGCUGAGGAGAACAGUUUAGCUGCUCCUGUCGAAGGAGAUGCUGCAAAAAAUGCAGAGACAAAAAAUGAGACUAAAAAAGCGGAAGUUGAAAAGAUUCCAGUGUCUGAAGUGAAUAUGGAGACUAAUGGCGACGCUUCCAACCAUGUGUCAACUCCAGUUAGCUCAGUCAUCUCGGUUGAAGCGAAAGAACAAAAUCUCAGCAAGCUUGGAGUGGAGAGCUCGCUUAAAAUAGCAAGCGAGGCUUCUGAAAUUACCAAACUUCUUGCGUCUGACAGUGGACAGAACAGCAAUAGAAGAGCUUCUGCUAUAAGCACAGAAGCCAAGUCGCCUUUGACAAGGUCUAAUUCGGGCAAUGAGGAAGUUUUGACGAUAGAUGAAGAGCCGUCUGUUUCGGAACCCAAAGCAGAUGUUUCGAAGCCAGUUUUGACGAAGCCAGUGUUGAAGCCAAUCUCAGUAGACACGUCAUCAACCAGUUCAAGUUCUUCUGUGAAUACUCGCAACAGUUCUAGUAGAGGAGGAGGGAGUUUGAAAACAGGGCCCAAAUCAGCGCCUUCUGAGACACUAGCAGCGUCCAGAUCUAAAAGAGCCAGGGUUCCAGUGCGUCAUUUUGAAUUCGAGGAUCUGGAAGAAGUGGAACCAGAGGUAAUUCCUCAGCCGGCGCAGCCGUCGGCUAAAAGCGCACCUGCGAAGACUCGACCAAAAAAAUCACCUACUGCAUCAUCCUCAAAUGCUAAAGAAACUCUUUUUGACAAAGGAGAUUACUGCACGGUGAGAUCUGAUCUGCAAGGCGAAAACUUCUACUUGUGUCUUUUGUGUCAAAAUGUGUAUCCAAAUACAAAGUCGAAUGUUUCCAUUCGCUGGUUAGAAAUUGAAAAGAGUCCCAACCAGUAUAAAUGGUCUUUCCCUGACAGAAUAGACAAGGGAUGUAUUCUGACUAACGUCAAUGUGGACAGUCUGGGAAAAGACAGGAUCAUUUUGCCCAACAGUGAGAUCAUGAGGUCCAUCUACGUUCUGAAAAAGUCGAUCCAAUCUGAAAAGGGGGAAAAAGUCAGUUUAGAGUUGCCGCCUCAGCCAAGCGGGGAAGCGAAGGAAGAGGUUCCUGAUUUGAAGCCAACUGCAAAUGAGAAACGAGGCUCUGCUAAAAAUCAAACCGCCCAGAAAACCCCAGCCCCUUUGAAGAGAAACAGGGAGCGGAGUUUAAGUUCGGUCGAAAGUAGCGAACAGUUUUCGGAUGCCAGCGAUGACUACGUGGCUCCAAAGUCGAAAACACGAGGUGGCUCAGUAAAGAGCUCGGGAGGAGCUGGAAAACGAGGGCGACCGACUCGUAAUCAAAUUGCGGUUGCAGACCGACAAAAAGUAAAAGGACUUCAAUUGGACGUGGACGAAGAGUUCAGUCCUAGUGUGGAGAGAAAGACGCGCGGCGGAGCCUGUCGGAGUACGCCGACGAAAGCGCAAAGUCCAGGCAGUUCUGGGCAGGAGUUGGAGAAAACACUGUCGCCGAUUAAAAGUCCGAUCAGAAGUGCACGAGAAAACUUUGCGGCCAGAAUCAAAGUGAACCCGAAUGACCUCUUCUACGACAGCAAGUAUGUGUUCGAUGUAGGAGACAGUAACUUCAAGGCUAAACAGCUGAUUCGAUUGGUCUCUUUUGGAGAUAUGGAUGUGCUGAAGAAGUUCCUGGCCGACCCGAAAAUAGAUUCUGCAUGUUGUGGAAGGAGUAAAGAUUGCAGAGAAGGGCCCUUUGAAACUGCCGCUCUUAAUGAUGACGUCACCAGUUUAGUCCUACUAAUGGACAAAAAUGCGGAAAUCAAUAAAACGAAGCCCUGGAAGAGUUGUUUGUUGGACGAUGAUGACUUCUUGAGUGAAGACCUGUUUCUGAAGCAGAGACAGUUCCCUAGCGAUUCAUUUUUCGAAGAUCUCAUGAAGAUGGAACCGGAACCGUUCAACGUCAUUGACUUUUUGGUCUCAAAAGGCCACGUCAGUUCCCUGCACAAGUUUGCUCACGUUGCCCUCAAAAACGGGAAUCACAAAACUGCACUUCAUGUAUUAAAAAUAGGAAAUUCGGCCAGUAAUGACCAAGUUGUGCGAGUGUUGGAAGAGUUUACGGAAUCGAAUCUAGAAUCAGUCUUAGCUUCUGAAGGUUUCACAUGUUCAAGUCUCAGUUUCAAUGUUAUCCAUGCGGCAGCUGCUUCUAGUAAUAGUAUCUAUUUCGCAAAAAUUCUAGAAAAAUACCCUAGUUUUGUUUAUCACACUGAUGAACAAGGUUGGUAUCCGUUCCAUUAUGCUGCAGUCUGCAAAAGUGCAACCAAUCUAGACUUGUUAUGUAAUAGUGUCGGUUCAAGUUUGAACUAUUACGUAACACGGACUGAAGACCUAACUCCUUUGAUGGUGGCUUGCAAGACGAACAGAGUGAAGAACGUGCAGACAUUGUUGAAUGUGACGGACUCCAUGCAGCAGCAAAAGCUGAUUGAGAGUGCGAAUUUGGACGGGAAGACGUGUGUUCAUUUAGCAGCCGAGUCAGGUAGUUUGGAAGUUUUAGAGAUACUCUUACCUCUAUGCUUUGACACUGAUAUUACGACAGGCUCCAAACAUGGACUCUUAACUGCACUGAUGUUAGCAGCUUCUGCAGGCCAUUUUAAAUGUUGUGAGUUGUUAGUGAGCAGGAAAAGUGAUGUUAAUUUGCAAGACUCAGUGGGCAGAAGUGCGUUGUCACAUGCUAUAAUUAAUGGGUUCCAAAAUAUAGCGAGUCUGUUGAUUUGUAGUGGGGCCAACCCUACCAUUGUGGAUGUGAAUGGUAACUCGCUAGUACACUACGCCUCUUGCUAUGGCUGGUCGCAUUGUCUGAUGUUGCUAAUAGACAUCGGUCUGUCUCUUAGUUUACCUGUCAAUCACGAUGGACUGAAUGCCAUGUUCGCGUCUGUCCUAAAGGGCAACUUCGCCCUCGCCACUCGGCUUCUCUACUCGAAAGAAGUGGACAUCAAUGCAAAAUGUGCGCCAUUCAGUCGAACAAUCCUUCAAGUGGUUUGUGCCAGUGAAAAGAAUGUGCGCAUAAUAAAAGAGACGGUCGCCUUUCUCAUCAAAUUGGCAGUUAAACCAAAUUGUAAGCUACUGGAUUCUAGUAACUUAAGUGCCCUACAUCUGAUAGCACAGAAAAGUGAAUUGAAUAAUGAAGAAAAAUCCGUUACUGUCGAUAUUGCGAAACUGAUUUUGGAAGGUGGCGCUGAUUUGAAUAUGUCUUCUUACUCGCCUUUCGUGGAUCCGCCUUUGUCUUUUGCUCUUUCCUCUGGAAACGUUCCUCUGGCUAAAUUGUUUCUGGAAAAUUCCAGAACUUUCCUCUCUGGAGCUGAAUUGGAAAAUGGGACUAAUGUUUUGCACCUAAUUAUGCAGCAUGCGUGUGUUGCGAAUGUCGAGGAGCUGCUCUUGAAGAUUCCUUCAAAUCUUUGCGCGAACGAAGAUUUUUCGAAACAGGUUGCUAAUAAUGGGCGUACUCCCUUGGGAGAAUUUCUGAAUUGUCUGAAAGCGAAUGCUGAAAACUUUGAAAAAUUUGAACAGGGUCUGAAAACUUUGAUUCAAUAUUUAGUGACAUUCUCAAAAUGCAACAUUUUGAUAGGAAAGGACGGUCUUGACGCGCUGCAACGGGCGUGUGAGAUAUCUUCUCUUGGCUCCUUGAAGCAAUCAACUUCAUUGGUGAAAACACUCCUUGAGAAUGAUGUUAGUCCGAAUGAGAAGUUGGAUGGAGUGAACGCUUUGCACGUUGCUCUUGCUCACAACUGUCCUCUAUCUGUGGUUGAAUUGGUAGCUACUCAUACAGCUGAUCUCAACAUGCAGGUGUCCAAGAAUUCGAAACUAGGGUCAAAUUUUGAUGAUAUGACACCUGUUAUGAUGGCGUGUCGAAUUGAAAACGUGGACAUUCUUGAAUUGCUUCUAACUAAAUCAGUCGAUCUAAACAUUCGGACUGAAAGACUUCAAAAAUCUGUUUUGCACGUUCUUGUUGAGAACAUUCAAACAGCUAAAGGUUUGAUGUGCCUCGAAAAGUUAAUAGCCAAAGUACCUGAUCUGAAUAUUGUUGACAAAGAAGGCGAAUCAGUGCUGCAUUAUGCGGUAAGACUGAAUUUGGCGCUGACUGUUGACAGUUGUAAGAUGCUCCUGAAAGCAGGAUGUUCGGCUCUGAUUCAAAACUCAGAAGGAAAAACUCCAUUGCAUGUUCUCUUUUCCUGCAAUCGGGAAGACGAGAAUGAAUCAGCACUAUCCUCGACCACAUUCGACCCUCUGGAACUUCUGCUCCUGUUUCUGGAGAACUCCAGUGCCAGUUUCGCACCCAUGGAUAGAAACGGAUGCACAGUUAUGCACUAUAUAGCCGGUAAAGGGUCUUCAUUGUGUGGCCAGGUGAUCAAAGAUCUUGACAUCGCCCACCCUCCGGACGUGCAUGGAAAUACUGUUCUCUGUUACGCGUUAAUCAACAGAAAGGAAGACUGUGCAAUUGGCAUUCUGAAUAGCGACUUGAAUUUGGACCUGACUAUGCUGUAUGCCUACAUUCCGACUUCACUGGAUAGCAAUCCAGAUGUGGUUCCUUCGCUAUCUAAAUCUGAGUGUGGACUGAGAAAGAUUUCCGCUUUCAGUCUCAUCGCUCAUUUCAACAUGUGGAGAUUAUUUUUCUUGGCCGUUAAGAGGUUUGCAGCGACAGCUACAAACUCUUAUUUUCUCUCUCAAAUCAUCAGGAGUGGUCAAAUGAAAGCAGCUGCCGUUUUUCUCAACAACAUGCACCCUGAGUCUCUGGUUCCCGCAGCAGACACUGGUUUGACUCAGUUCCACGACAUGUCUCUCGCUUAUUUCCAGUCCUCAAGUGCGAACCAGACUUCGGAUUUGAUAGAGCAACUGUACGCCAAGUCGGUUAAAGUGCUAAAUGAAGACAAACCGAACAAUGUGUUGUGCUUUCAUUACGCCGCCUACUCGGCAAAUGUCUUGUUGCUUAAAUCUCUGCUGGAAAAGUUGGACUGUGAAAAAGUAGCUUUCGCAAAAGAUGAUUUCAGUAGAACUGUUUUGGCAGCCGCCCUGAUGUCGGGUGACUUGGAGACGGUCAAACUCUGCUACGAGAAGUUUUCCACGUCCAAGUUAACCGACAUAAUGAUUCGAUUUGGACCUGUAAGAGAUGUUAGCAAAACAGUGUAUGAGGCUUACAACUCGGACUCUGAAAUAAGCCUUUGCACACCGUUGAUUUAUUCCAUUCAGAAAAUUGAAGACUGCUCAGUGCUGAAAUUUUUGGUCAGCACCGGAUCUUUCGUUUUGAACAAAUGCGAUGAAAACAAGAAGAGCCCAAUUAUGCAUGCAGUAGCGUCUGGAAAUCUGGACAAGGUGAACUGUCUCCUAGAAAAGAAUUCGGCAUCAGCUGGGAACUUGGAAACGAAGAUUUGCUCUAAAAUUGAUUUGGCAACUGUAGACUCUCAAGGUCAGUGUGUAGCUCAUUGCGCAGUCCAAGCUGCGAUCAAUUUAGGAGUUGAAAAUGUUGAUAUUGUUGAUUGUCUAAUUUUGAAUGGCGUUAACUUCAACGAAGUCUCAGAUGGUUUUUCGAAAACGGCUUAUCAACUAGCUCUUGACAACAAGUUCUACAAACUGGCAGAUAGAAUGAGAAUUGGAAACCGAUGCAUGGUGCCGAAAGAUUUGAAGCCACCCGAGCUACCUAAAGUAGAAAUGAAGGAUCCAUUGGCCAUCAAUGAGUCGCCCGUUGACUUCGCAGCUAUCAGUGCUGAUAUGUUUGAGAAAUUUAAGACAACAUUUAGCCGACAAGACUUUGUAGCCGAAAUCGAUAAACACGUCGUCGCAAGUGUGGGAUGCAAAGCGGAGGUUGUGGUCGACAACGGGUUGCCGAUGGACGCGCGACUCAUCCGAGUGGAGACGGGAGAAGCCCCAAACCCUCGCGUGGUUUCUUUCUACUUCUACAAAAUGCAACUGGUGCAUGCUCCGAGCAGGAAUGGCUACUAUUUGCAUAUAAAUUCGGGCUUAGUCGGCAAACAGGAACCGACUCAAGUGCAGAGUCAAUUGAUUCAAAGCUUAGAGCAGGCAAAGAAGGAGUUUUCAAGACUGUUCAAAACGAAGACGGACAAUUUGUGGGACGCUUACAGGGAACAGAAGUUCGUGCUGAAACCGAGGAAAUACACUGUACUGAAAAGUGAUUAUUGUAGAAAAGUAAGCGUUGAGCCUAUCUCAGAUGAACUUUCGGCUCUGGCUACUGUAACGGCUGAGUCUGAAAUUGAGAAGUCAAAACCGGUCAUCUUUCAACUGAUUGAAGAAGUCUUGUCACAGACGGUUUUGAGUUUGGACUUUUUAUCAACGUCUGAUUCUGACUUCGCCGACUUUCGAUUUGAACUCUGCUCAACUUCAGAUGGGAUAAUUGAUAAGUUGAAAAAUGAAAUGAGUUCAAUGCAGAGUCUAGUUGAUGAACUUGAAGUGCAGCUAUCACUGAAAAGCCCCAACUGGUCUCAAGUGUUGACAACUUCGCACAAAAUGAACACUUUAUCUAAUGAAAUAUACUACAGCCUGCCUGUUUCCUUUGACCCAUGUAGUUUUCAGCCGUUUUAUACAAAGAAGGGAAUCAAGUUGCUUGCAGUGAUCAUUGAGUCAAUUCGAAACUUCCACAAAUAUUCUCAAGUCUUGUUAUCGAGCAUGGCCAAAAUGCAAAGUGAGAAAAUACAUCCUGUUGAUUUUGUACUGAAGAACUUAUCUCUUCAAAUUGUGCCCCUUCCUCAGGAAGAUGUAGUGGUUGAAAUGUUGAACCAAUGUGUGAACAAAGUAUCUAAAACUCACAGAAUGAAACAAGUAUUUGCUGUCAAUAGUACGCAAUCAAAGUCGCUUAUUGUAGAAAAUGAAAAGGAAAAAGAGCAAUCGGACUUGGAGCAGUAUAAGAAUCACAUGCUGUUAUGGUAUCCAAUGAGACACCGAAAUGUGAUGUCUCUGUUAACCGAAGGAGUUACCCGCAUAGUCGCCCAGGAACCCUUUCGGUUGAAUGAACCCUCUGCUCAAUUUACAGACUGCUCUCUUGAAGCAUUAAAGAAAGCAGUCCCAAUAAAAGAGUCAUUGUAUAUGGUAUUAUGUCAUGUGAACCUCGGCCGCAUGAUGCAUCAACCGGAGAAAACAUCUUACCACGAGUUUGUUAAACCCCCAAAUGUUGACAGCAUCUAUUGUUCGAAUAGCACAUCAGAACAUGUGGAGAUAUCGGAACAAACGAUUCCGGGAGGUGUCCGGUUCCGAGACGUGAAACUGAAAGACGAUCUCUCCUCUAAAGUAGAUCGAAUGCAAUUUUUCUCGGAAUACGCGGUAUUUGAUUGCGCAAGGGUAAAAUUGGCAUAUCUGGUACGUCUGGAAAAUGUGUAACAACUUUUGAGUCAUUUGAAACAGUGCCGAUGAAAAAAUACUCCGUUUUUUUUUAUUUCUAUAUCACAUGUAUAAUAUUGCACAUGUUCUUUAUUCUAUUUUCUUCUGUCAAAUCAGUUUUUUCUUGGCUCAUAAAGGGCAAUAAAACAUUGACGCCAAAAGUGGGCAAAAUCAUGUGGUGUGUUUAUCAAUAAAAAAUGGUUAAGAUUGUGGUUUGACAUGGUCUUUUUGUGUAUCGUUUUCCCAUUCAAUCAACUGUGUUCCAUUUUGGUUGUAUUUUAUGUUCGAAAUAAUAAUUGUGCGUUUAUACGAAUUUGAA